AUGUUACGUAAUACAUCGCUUGGAAACACGAGUGAAGCAAACAUCACUACCGAGGGCUCGCAAUAUUUGCAAAUACCAUUGGGGGUGAACAUCUUCCUGCUUAGCAUCCAGGCCGCCCUUGGUGUAUUAGGUGUGGUCGGAAAUAUCCUGGUCUGUGUGACUAUUGUGAGAAGAACAAGCAAACUAUCUGCUUUGAGUCCGUAUCUACUGAGUCUGGCAUGCGCGGAUCUUGGAAUUUUGUUGUUCAAUCAUCCUAUAGUGAUCUUGCGAAUUCAACUUCGAAGUCGCUGGAUCCUCGGUAAAGUGAUAUGUUUGUACGUUAAUACCUUCAAAGAGACGUUCUUCAGUGCUUCCAUUUGGACUAUAACAGCGAUUGCUGCUGAGCGUUACUUAAACACUUCUAGGAAGACCAAAAAGAUACGUCUUGGACAAAGGAAAUCGUUGAAGAAACGGGCCUGCUUCAUCAUAACCGCGAUAUGGAUUAUAUCGUUCGGCGUUACAUCUAUCCCUGCGUUUAUCCACGUGGAGUACCAUUCUAAUAACAGCUCUCACAGUAGAUGCGCAAGCACCGCUUCGCUUACUUUUAAUCGCAUUCUUGUGACAGUCAACGCCAUAAUACUGUACGUCCUUCCUCUAGGCCUUAUAGCUUUAAGCUACCAAAGCAUAAGCAAAAGAGUGGCUAAAAGAUCUGAAGCCCUUCUAGCUGGGACGCCAAGCUGUUCUCGCGAAGCAACUUGUUCGAAUACCAGGGCCAUUCUGAUCCAAACCAGAAAAACCCAGCGGAUUCUCAAGCCGCUGGUCAUUGUGUUCGCAGCCACAAUGCUGCCUCUCCACAUAUUCGCGCUGGCCGCUUCAUAUUGGACACUAUUGAGCCGUCAAAGUUAUUUUUACGUUCUUUUCACGAUGGUCAACAUAUCAAUUGCCGUCAAUGCAGCGGCGGACCCGCUUGUUUACUGUGUGGUGAACGAAAAUUUUCGUGUAGAAAUGAAAGCUGCCUUAUAUGGUUGCUUCCGAUGCCAGAAUACCAAGACUGUCCGAGAAAGACACUCCCUCGUUACGACGGUCACAGUUCGAUCUAGAGCCACAAAUAACUCAAUGGUACUUUGUAACGAGGAAACAAACUUGUGAAAAUAAGCCGAGUGUACUGAAACCAGUAUAAAUCAAGCAUAAUGGCGUUCUUUUUGGUGACGUGGUCUGGAUUACUGAAACCAGUCAAAACUUAGCAAAACCAUACUGGGUUUAAAAGCAAAGCAAUGAAAUUCCGAGUCCCUUUAAACAACCCUGUAAUUUGGGUUUGUUUGUUUGUUGGCUUAAAAACUAUAACCUUUUAAUAAAAUGUUACCAUUAAUACAAGCUUCAGGACGAGAAAUAUUGCUGGUGUUUUAAUGCAUGACUUAACACCAGCGCAAUUAUCAAACCGGCAACAAAAUUAAAAACAUUAUAUAUUUACAAUACUGAAAACCCGGGGGGGAGGGGUACUCCCAUACAUUACCUAUACGGGUAUGUGCCGCCCAACGGGGUCGUGAUUUUGAAGCUCCUAAUUUAGAAAGGGGCAUCCAUUUCAGAGGCGUUUUCUAGAACGGAGUAUAAAAAAUUGUGGAUCACGGCUUUAUCUUCUGCUUAAAAUUGUUGCUGAUUGUAAAGAAGCAUUUAUUUGAUGUAUAAGUCGAACAAAUAAAGAAAUAUCUUUUAAAAAAUAGGGGCUGUUUCAAUUUACAAACUUUCUAGAACGGAGUAUAAAAAAUUGGCCCAUUUCUAGAACGGAGUAUCAGUUUUAGGGGAAAAUUUUUUUAGAACGGGGUGCCAAUUUGGAGUCCCGGGCGGCACAUACCCACCCAAAAAAUACCCAAGUGCCCCCCACCCCUCCCCCGGGACUGAAAACGGCCUGACUAUGGAGCAAUGAAUAAUAUAGAAAGUAUUGAACAACGAGAGGAAAAACUAAAACAAGCUGGAAUGGUAGCUUGUCGAAUUGCUAAAUUAAAUAGUAAACAAUUGUCAACGAUUUCUAAAGUGUUUUUGUAGAUUCUUUAUUUAAACAUAAAAUUAAAGUAGCAGCUACAAAACACAAAGUCUUUAUCUCAGCUCUUUGAAGAUUUGAAAGCUUCUGAAAGCGGCUUUAAAUUUUUAAUUGCAGUUUGUUUGUCUUAAAAUUCUGUGAGAUUAUUUACAUUGAGAAAAAGUCAGCUGCCUCACUUGGUUCUCAUUUGUAAGAAACAUGACGUAGUUGUAUUGUUAACGAAUGACAUCAAUUAAACCUGCGCCGUCAAAGUUACUUUAUCUCACUUAUAGUAUGUUUGUUUUUGUUUCUACCACCCGACUGCAUGACUUGUUUUAUGAAAAAAGAAAAAGAAAUCAAAAGUAAAAUAGAACUUAGGACACAAACAUAAAAAUUUCCUUAAAGAAUUGAAUUGAUUUAAGAGCUCACGAGACAUGUAACAAACAAGGGCAGUAGUAUUACUGUUUCUACUUUUCUUUGAAUGAAUAAUUUUGUGACCUUAUAUUACCGGUACCUCUUAUUAUUGCCUGCGUGCAGACGUCUCCUAUUUCCUUUGUUGCACGCUGUCCCUUUUCCGCGUGCAACAAAGGAAAUAGGAGACGUCUGCACGCAGGCAACUCUUAUUAUUCAUUCAAAAUAUUUUCGCGAUUCUGAUUGGCUAAAAGCACAGGCAUAAUUCACCAUAACCAGCUACUGAUGACCUAAUUUGGAAGAAUUUUGCGAUUAAUCAACCGAUGACGUCAAACGUGCAGCUUCCUUGCAGGUUAAUGCACUUUAACCGAGAAGACCUGGGGAUGAGGUUGAGUUGUUUUGGUUGUGAAAACAAAAAUGGCGUUCAUUUCACUUGUUUCAAGAGUAAGAACUAGGCGAAAUAAUAGCUAAAAACAUGGUAAGAACAGCAAGAAGACAACUCGAAAGGCGACAUUUGCUAUUUGGAGAAUAUUUUCGAAGAUGAACUUAACAUCGAUGAAGGUAAGCAUGUUUUAGCUAUGUUUUUAAAGUAGGAAUUAUUUUGAAGGAAUAAUAAAACAAUUAUUGAAUUCACCUCGGCCUAAGGCCUCAACGGAUAACACCCUCCUCGAUCUCCAUAAUUCUUUGUAACAUACUCAGCCUCAUUCAUUAAUUGUUAAUUAUUUCAGCAUUUUUAUAAUCUUGAUGCAUCUUUUUUUUUUUUUUUAUUAAGGUUGGGUUAUCACAAGUAGAAAAAGAGAGCGCCUUUGUUUUCUUUAAAUGGCCGGGUGUUUAAGCAUUCACAGAAAUUUCUCAUUAAAAUGCCCUGUAUGGCAGUUUACGUUUUCUCUUUGCUGUGCAGUACAGUAAUUCGUGGAAGUCUCUGAAAAAUAUUUUUCACAGAACCUACCACAAUUAACUCUUCGAGCGAAAAAUACCAUUCACAACCUAUCCCUUAACUUCUCUCACAUUCUCCUACUUUACAGGGCCUUCCAAAAAAAAAAAAAAUCAACAAUCCCCGUUACAUAAAGGUUCCACAAAUUACCUAUUUAAGCCUUUUGCUGGCCCCUCUCCACACAAGGUAAAGCAUUCAUCCUGGCCUCAUCCCAAAGUUAUUUUGUAAAAAAAGUUCCCGCUGCCGAGAUAUACGGCUGCAAGUAAAAUAGGUAAUGCCGUCAUUUCGCUGCCAUGACGACUCCAAUGCCAUUGCAACCCUGAUCAUAACAAAUUUUCAUCUUUAUCUAGUACAGCCGUGGUGGUAAUUUUUCCCAAAUCUUUGUUAAUGGCGACGUAGUUAAUGCUCAAACUUGGCCGCUAUUGUCCCAGAAAAACCCCAUCCAGCCACCUUAAUGCGGGAGACACUGGGACCUUCUUCUGUUCACUUCCUUGUGCGCUUAUUCUUACUUGCGUUCCUCAUGAGGUAGGUACGCCACAGCCGCGGGUUCUAACCGCCGAGGUCAAAUGUUCAUCUCGCAAAAUAGCGCUUACAGCACGGGACGGCGAAAAAAACAUGACACAUGACUCAUUUAACAUUUUCUUCAAACUUUUAUUGAAAUAUUUGCUGUAAAUUCUGCAUUUUGGAACAAAUUAUAGCCACUGUAUUGUUCAUAUGUAUUUCUUCUAUAAAUUUCAAUCAACAACGGCCCCCAAACAGAGGGUGGUAUGCCUGUGGUCAAAUGAAAGAUAUUAGUGCAACAGAAAUAUGAAAAGUGGAAUUUAAAAAAAUAAAAAAGGAAAAAAAGAGCACUCGUGCACUUGAAUAGUAGUGCGUGAUCUCAUAACGCUUCGAUGGAUUUUAAUUAGUGUGACGUAACGCAGCUGAUCGACCCGGGAGUGUUGUAUCAAUUGCCUCAGCGUGAUUCAGCAUCCAUUGUCGUGGAUUCGUGGAUUCUAUGAUUUUUUUAAGUGCUUAAAUCUGAAGAGAGACUGCAUGUGAAACGAUAUCGAGAUACAACGGGGAGAAAUAAAGUAAAAUGUUUUGGUCAAUUUGGUCUAUAAAAGCGGGAAAAAUUGAAAUAAAGCGCGCGUAAUUUUGGACGGAGCAAACUCCUAAUUGUAGCAGUAAACAACACGCUCGCUAACCAUGUUACUGAGAAUGGUUUAGGCGACUUAAAAAACACCGGUGUUGCUGUACGGUGGUAGUAAUAACUAACCUUUGAAAAGCGAAACAAAAUUCACUAUUCUUGCAGAAUGGCGGGAUUUUUCAUUGUAUUAAGUAAAGCACAAGACAUUCAUUACUAACUAACCUGAGAUCAGGCCCAAUUUUAGCGGUUCUCAUACAUUCUCUCUAACGGCCUGCGCUAAAAAUCUCUUUUCGUUUCGCCAUGCCCGCCGGAAUGUAAUUUUCAAAGCGAAACGAAAAUAGAGCCUGAUCUCAGGUUAAUUACUAAUAAACUGUCUGCUGACUGUAAUGUACUGAGAGAAAGGGCACCGCAGCCUUUGACUAAAAACUUUUACUGAGAAACAAAUCAGUUGGGCUUGUUGCAAUUUCCUAGUCUAUUAUUUUUUAUUAAAUGUGACAAGGAACUUAACUUCAGUUUACGUGACAAAAGGCUUAAACGACAGUGCCAUAGGGAUCUUAUGAGAUAGUAUGGCUCUCAUUUUAAUUUGUUUAAACUCGGUGAAAAACAAAUUCUUUCUGCAUCCCGCACUCUUUUGUGACGAAAAGAACCUCAUAAUGCAAAUAUUAAUUAAACAAACGUAUUCAUCUCUCUGUAAAUUAAGUAAUAACCUGUGAAGUGUGAAGUUGUUUGCUAGUUGUUUGAAAUACUCUAGACGUGAUCAAAUCUAACAAGACAAAAGAUUUCAUAAGGUGCUAAGAAGAUCAUAUGGUUCCACGCUCCAUGCAAAGCUAUACAAAGUACAGUCUGUAAAAAGCCCCACACGGUCGAAUUGUAGUGGUUUUUUUUGCACGUUUUCAAAUAAAUGAUUUAUCUCAGCUGGAGCAUCUAUUGACGUACUCUUUGCCGAGAAAGGAUAUCUUGAGUUGACUGUACUGAAGUGCUCAUAAUAUCUGAGGUAUGUUAUAUUUGUUAAUAGUUAACUGCAUUUAAUCGAUAUCAAACGGAUUUUCGCAUUGCUCGCAUUUCUUUGCAGAAACCUCAAGUGGUGUGGUCACAUGUUUGCAAGCCGUGCGGUAAAGUACGAGGUCUCUUGUCAUGUGUUUUGGAGUCCGUCUUGUCAUAG
Porites evermanni is the source of this 5632-nucleotide messenger RNA. Lineage: Eukaryota; Metazoa; Cnidaria; Anthozoa; Scleractinia; Poritidae. The record is from the annotation of a GenBank genome assembly.